Messenger RNA from Amphiprion ocellaris (clown anemonefish), 6971 nucleotides. RefSeq names its product axin-1-like. The coding region runs from base 912 to 3575 and encodes 887 amino acids. Lineage: Eukaryota; Metazoa; Chordata; Actinopteri; Pomacentridae. The transcript is spliced from 13 exons. The record is from RefSeq and is a predicted model, not a curated record. Gene Ontology annotation, biological process: negative regulation of canonical Wnt signaling pathway.
UUUUAGGACCUUAGAAGAUAGAUAUGUGUGUUUCGGGUAGAUAUUCACCAGAUGUCGUCAACUGGCUGCAGUCAGGAUUACCACUUGAAUAGUCCUGUUACUUAAGUAAUGAACAGUUCUGGGGUACUUGAACUUUGUUUGAGUAUUCCGUUUUCAUGCAGUUUGUACAACAUUUUUGAGAAAUAUUGUACCUUUUACUACACUGCAUCUGCUUGACAGCUAUAGCAGCUUGUUGCUUUGCAGAUUCUUACAAUGAAUGAAACCACCCAGCUUUAAAUGAAAUAUGCCAGAUUGCAGCUCGAAUGCAACCAUUUGCAACUUUAAAAUGCUACUUACACGUUAAAGCAACAGUAGUAACAAUCCAGAUGUUUAAUAUGUCAUAAUAUAACUCUGAUGUCGCUUGUAUUGUCAGUACUUCUACAUUCAUUAGGUCUACAUUUAGUUCAAAAAGUUUCGCUCCAGUGAGAAUUUCAGUGCUUGAUGUUAACUUGUAGCUCCAUGUUUGUACAUGAUGUUGUUGUUACUUUUAUGAUCGACAAAGAUAAAGUAAUAACCUGUUUCUAGACUAGGAUCUUGCUGAGUCUUUGUGUGUUGUUCGUAUCUAUUCGCUGCAGUUCUACAAAAGUAGUCCACUCCGCACGCAGUCGCGUGCACGCACGUAUUCUCUCGCUCUGUAUUAUUGCUCUGAAAGCAGCCACCAUGGGGAGUUAAGGGCAAGACGACGGGCUAUUUUCGUUAAUAUUUAAUGUCUGAAAGCUAUCCAUAUGCUGCGUUUUGGAGCACACAGUUCGCGCCAGUAUCCCCAAUGCAGCGGAUUACGGGGAACGGGCUUUCAGAGACGGAUAAAUUGUUUGACAGCAAAGUCAUUGCUAGAGGGGAAUAUCUGACCUCUGCCUUGUGCAAUCAGAGACAUGAGUGUUGUCAGAGAAUUACAUGGGAUUGGGUACAGGGGUGGUGGUGGGGUUGUGGCCUCUCUGAGCGGCCCUACCCACUUUACCGAGGAUGCUCCGCGACCCCCAGUACCUGGUGAGGAGGGAUCUGAUGUGGACCCCCCAGUCCAGUCAGUCAACAUCCGUCCAAACACCCUUUCCCAAACCCUAGGCUAUCCCCCGUCAGCCUUGUCAUCUAAAAUGGGGGAUCCUUCAAGUUAUACACCCUCCUCAUCGUCUGCUACUCCACGGCGCCCUGACCUGGACUUGGGGUAUGAGCCUGAGGGCUCGGCUUCACCAACUCCACCUUACCUGAAGUGGGCCGAGUCGCUCCACUCUCUCCUAGACGAUCAGGAAGGCAUCCAGCUGUUCAGAAACUUCCUAUGCCAGGAAGGGUGUGCCGAUCUUCUCGACUUCUGGUUUGCCUGCUCGGGGUUCAGGAAGACCAGCCAGGAGAAGAAGGCAAAGCUAGCCAAGGCCAUCUACAGGAAGUACAUUGUGGAUGGAAGUGGGAUUGUCUCCAGGCAGAUCAAAGCAGCCACCAAGAGUUUCAUCAGAGACUGUGUGGGAAAGCCGCAUCCAGACCCUGCAAUGUUUGAACAGGCUCAGACAGAGAUCCAGUCCAUGAUGGAGGAGAACACCUACCCUUUGUUCCUCAAGUCAGACCUGUACUUGGAGUACACACGGACAGGAGGAGAGAGCCCCAAACCUAAUCCCAGCGAUCAGAGCCCUUCAUCAGGGCCAGCUAAGCCUGUGCCUGGGUACCUACCUACACUCGCUGAGGAUGAGGAGUGGAGGUGUGGAGGAGGUGGAGUGAGGGAAGUGGAGGAAGAGAAAGAUGAGGAGGAGUGUGGAGACACACCAGCUGGUAGACUGACUCAUAGCCUGCUGAUGCAGACAGUACCGCAGAGAACCUCGGCCAGCAGGAGGAGGCAGGACAGCAGGGAGUACAGGCCAUGGAGAGAGCCGAUAAACCCAUACUACGCAAAUAUGGGCUAUGCUCGUGCUCCAGCAACCAGUGCCAAUGACAGUGAACAGCAGAGCAUGUCGAGUGAUGCAGACACACUGUCACUAACCGACAGCAGUGUAGAUGGUAUUCCUCCAUACAGAUAUCGGAAGCAGCAUCGUAAAGAGAUGCAUGAAAGUGCCAAAGCCAACGGACGUGUGCCCCUACCUCAUAUACCUCGCACGUAUCGCAUGCCAAAGGACAUCCAUGUAGAGCCUGAAAGGUUUGCAGCUGAGCUUAUCAGCAGGCUGGAGACGGUUCUUAGAGAGAGAGAGGCUCAGGAAAGACUCGAAGAACGGCUGAAGAGAGUACGGCUGGAAGAAGAAGGGGACGAUGCUGACAUCUCCAUGACAACCUCCAUGUCUUCUCAUAGCAUACCACUCCCCCUCCCCUCAUCGUUUCCACCUCUUUACGGCGCCCGUUAUUCAGAGACCACUGCUAACACUGCAACAGUUGCCACAUACGGCGGCCUGGUUGCCAUGGAGGAUUCCCAUGACGACGACCCAGAAUCUAUUUUGGAUGAGCACGUACAGCGGGUGAUGAAGACGCCGGGCUGCCAGUCGCCAGGGGUACCCAAUAGCACCUUAGGAGGAGGGGGUCGACAUAGUCCUCCCAAAUCAUCACGCUCACCUGAUGGGGGAAUCGGACCGCCUCACUACCCCCCACACCGAGGGGGAGGUCACAGUCUGCCUGCUGCUGGGGUCAAAGGUAUGCAUCAUCACAAGCAGCUGUACCACCACAGAGGAAGAGAAGGGCAGGAGGAAGCAGGCUCUAGGUCUCAGGCCAACUUCCUGUGGAAUGGAGAUCCAGCCAACCAGUACACAGGAAGAAGUCGAAACUACGCUGAUGGAGCAGGAGCCAGCACCCUCGAGGGGAUGGGUUACAGUAGUAAAGGCAGCACGCUGUCACGGCGGGGUUGUAAGAAGACAUCAGAGACAUCAGGCAAAGGUGAUGAGAGUGGCCGUGGCUUGGAGACCCAGGUACCGCUGGAGGAUCUGGAGAGAAACCAGAAGAUCCUGCAGUGGAUGAUGGAAGGAGACAGACAAAGGAAGAGCUCUCACGGCGGCAGCACCAGCAGCUCCAGGAGGACAGGAACCAGCAGCGAGUCACCACGUCCAACUUCAGUGGAGCGACCUGGAGCUGUGCACCCCUGGGUCUCUGCUCAGCUGCGCAACAACCCAUCAGCAGGGUCCGCUGCUAUCCCCGGCUCAUCGUCCACCCAGGUCCAGCCUUCACACCCGUUCAUCCAGGACCCAGCUAUGCCCCCCAACCCAGCUCCCAACCCCCUCACGCAGCUGGAGGAGGCUAGAAGGAGGCUCGAGGAAGAGCGGAGGAGGAACGCACUACAGCAGGCCAAGCAGAGGCACAAGUCUGGGAAGCGGCAGGUGUGUGAGAACAUGACAGUUGCUUACUACUUUUGUGGAGAGCCAAUCCCAUACAGAACAUCAGUCAAAGGCCGUGUUGUCACUUUGGGCCAGUUCAAGGAGCUGCUUACCAAAAAGGGCCACUACAGGUUCUACUUUAAGAAAGUGAGCGACGAGUUUGACUGUGGUGUGGUGUUCGAGGAGGUUCGUGACGAUGACGCCAUCUUGCCUAUCUUUGAGGAGAAGAUCGUCGGGAAGGUGGAGAAGGUCGACUGAAUUUUGGGAACAGGAAAAUGAAACAAAAGAUCAAUUGAGAAGAGGAGAUGGGAAGAAAACAUUCAGGCUGGGUGGAAAUUCACCUGCGACGAAACGAACGAAUGGAAGUAGAAAGAUGGAAGGAGCAAUGUGUGACAGAAGAGAGAUUGCGCUGCAUAGUAGAAGCUCGAGUAUUAUGGAGGUGGUUAUUUUUAAUGGGAUAUCUGGAUAUCUGUCUCAACACCUGGAUCAAACCCCCAUAAAGCAAAGAAGCUUUUGCCACAUGAUACAGGAGUGGAGAAGAAGAACAUAAAUUAUUUCACCUGUCCUGUCUCCACUGUGGAUAUUCAAAGAGAGCUGUUAAAAUAUGAUGUCUGACCAGUCUUCCACUUCUACUGCAAUGGAUGGAAAAGGGUGAGGAGACUGCUUGAAGGAGAGAGGAGAAAGUAGUCUUCCACUUCUGCUCUGGGGGAAUCUGUCCUCCGCAGACCAUUACGAUGCUGCUACAUUACCAUAGAAACUCUUUAAUCGGUGCUCGGGGCAGUAAAGAAAGCAGUAUUGUUCCUUUCAGGAGUCCAGCUGCCUUUUGCUGUCUCUGUUCCUCAUCAGCUGGCAACAAGAGGAGAGGACAGAGGAUUUUGGGGAGUGGAACUUUUGCCUGCUUCUCCUCUCGUUGACUUCAUAGCCUCAAAACAGAGAAACUUGCUCACCCUUGAUUCCUAGAUGUCAUGUAGUGAUCUCUCACAUCAAUAUGUUCAGACAACAGUUCUCUGCAUAACUUGUUUACCAAAGCUACAUAUUUUUGAUAAGACAAGUAUCCUUGCUACUUGUUUUAAUUAUUUUUUUUUGAAUUGUGUAUGUACAAGGCAGGUACUAUUACUUAUUAUUGCAGCCUAAUUUCGUCAUAUCUCAUCUUAAUGUUGUAUUAUUGUGUAUGUUUUGAAGCUAGUUCAUUAGUCAUUUCAGGGCAGCCGUUUUGUUUGUUUCUUUCCACUAUACCACAUCACUGCACCUCAGUUCUGUACUGUUUACCUUUAAAUGUUUGGCUCUGUUCUCCUACAAGAAUUUUAAAUAUAGGAUGACUUGUUUCCACCCUCAAAAAUUCUCAUGAAAAAGACCACAAUAUACGAUAUUUUUAUCAAUAGAUCACACUGUCCCCCCGUGUAGCUUUUAGCUUUUCUGCUAUAUCAAAAGCUUGUGUACGUAACCCCGAGCUCAGUCUAGGUGCCUGCCUGCCUGCCUGGCCAGUGCCAUUACUAUCUAGAUUUCUUUUUCUGAAGCGUGUUGUUGAGUGUGUAAGCCUGUGUCCGUCAUGUAUGCCUGAACUCAACCAAAGAGCAUAUUGUGUGUCCCGUAUGCCUACAUGCGCCUGUCCCCAAGUAUCAAAUGUUUAUUUUUUUAUUUCAUCAUGAGCUGAAGGGAAUCUCUUGUUCCUCCUACAGAUUUCCAAACAUUGUAGCGUAACAUUGAGUUUAGAUCUGCGGUCUAUCUUAAAUGAAUAGUGUGACAUUUUUGGUAAAUUUCUUGCCAAGAGUUAGAUGAGAAAAUCAAAAAAAGCCUCUCGUAUCUCAGCUGUUAAAUAUGAAGCUAAAGGCAUCAGCUGUUAGUUUACAGUAAAAAUGGAAAAAGAGAAAAAGCUAGCCUGCCUUUUGUAUGGGCUGAACAAACUAGGGUUGCAAUCAAAUGUUAUUUUAGGUCAGAUAUAUAUUUUUUGUUUGUUUUUAUUUUUCAUAUUGGUUCAUUAUAUAUUAACUAAAAAAUGUUAGGACAUCACAAUUUUCUGAGGUGGCAUUUAAAAAUUGCUUAUUUUGUUUAGAACUGAAAAAUAUUUUGUUUAAGGUUCAAGUUUUGGCCGUAAAAAUUAAACAAGGCAUGGUAAAGCUACAUAAAAAACACAGGUCUUAGACAGUGAACCCUGACAUCCUAAAAUAUGUAGUUUAUUUAUAUAAUAGUCUGACUGCACGAGGAAUAAAGGAGAGUUUGUCUGUUUUGUUUCUUCAUAUUCCCCUGCACUGCCAAAGCAAGUAAGUGGGCGUAUAGACUGCAGGCAGAAGCUGUGCUGGGGGGAUGAGCUGUCGUUGAGAAUUCUGGCGAGAAUGAAGCAUGGCUUCAUCGCACCUUUCACUCAGUGAUUGUAGAAAAAAAGACCAUGUCUAUCAUACUGUCACAGAAGAUAAAAUAAGCAACAAAUGCUCGCAGUUUAGAAGCUGAAACUAGAGAAUGUUCCGUAAGUCUGCUUAAGAAGUGAUUGUAAGACGUUCAGCUCUAGCUCUGGAUACAACAUGUUGAUUUCAAAACUAUAAAGGUGCUGGUGGGCAGAUUUUGAACGGAGCCAUGCUCACCGUUUCCAGUCUUUCCUCUAAGCUAAGCUAACCAGCUGCUGACUGUAUCUUCAUAUUUAUUGUGCAGAUUUUUCAAGAAAACAAUUUCCUAAAUGUCAAACUAGUCCUUUAAACUGCUUGCAUCAGUACCACACUGCAGUAAAGCCUUGAGGCCAGAAUAUCAUAAAGCACAGUGCAGACGGUGCACUGAUGAUACACCAGCUAUGUAAGCUGAAUGUAAUUGUGUGUUUUCUUAGUUUUGCCCACUAUAUCCUCAAAGGAAUCACAUCAGUGAUCAUGUCAUACCAUGUCUGAGUCUGUCUUCAGUAUUGAUCUCUACCCGUCGGCCUGCUUCAGUGUUUUGUGUCAUCUAUGCUGGUAGUUAAAUGAAUGUGCACAAAGGUCUUGCAGGAAUGUCAAAUACAAUUUGUCUUGGGUUCAGCCCAGCAAGGGAAGCAUAGGAUCACAAAACAUAUUCAUCCUUACUCCAACCCAUUAUGCCUUCAAUAUGAAAUUUUAAAAAUUUAGAUAUGUAUUUGUUUAUUAAAAAAAAGUACUUUUAAUAAUCACCGAGCAUGUUCUUUAUAAGGAAUGUUUUCCGGAUGAGUUGAUUUAUCUAUUUAGUUUUAAUGUUUAUGUGCAAACUGCAAUGGCCCUCUGAUAUAUUGUGUCUGUUUUGUUAGAAAGAAGACCCAGGGACAGUUGAAUGACAACAUUUAUUAAGAGUUGUUUCUUGUGAUUAUGAUUUGAUGGACAAAACAAACAACUGCAUCUGUUGCGUUGUUGAUUUGUGUGAAACACAGUGCCUUUAUCAUGUUAUCUUUUAAAAAUAUGUUUAUUGACCCAAUCCAUGCUUUUAAUGUAAGUUUUUAUUUUCAGUCAGUCCCGUUGUAUUUUUAGCUGCAGUCGAUGCUUUUUUUUCUCACUUCUGAUCAACCUUCUGCUGUAAAUAUGUACAUUAUCAUUUCAUACUUGUCUUCAGACCUGCACCACAUGUCCAUGGUGUUUCUGUUUUUCAACGCCAAGAUGUCACUGUGCUGGUUCCACUUGUACAUUUCUUUUCAAAAGGUACUUCAUAAUAAAGAUGUUGAAUAAA